GGCUUAUGAAACGAGCCGCGGCACAUAUCGAGGUCACUCUGUGUGAGCACUUCCUUUGUCAACAGCCAGUGUCGAGUUUAGCCGUCAACACAAAACAAGCAAACUAGGCUCAACUCAUCUUAUUUGCUCUCUAAUGUGACGCGCAUCACUAAGACUAGAUGUGACUAAGAUUUGAAGCCGGAUGCAGACUGACUGAAACACCUGUCAUCACACACCAGUACAUCCAUGUGUAUAAUUUUCUUCAAGUUUGACCCCCGCCCUGCAUCCAAAAAUGCCUACAGGCUAAUUUUGGCUGCAAACAGAGAUGAGUUGUUCAACCGGCCGUCCAAAGCUGCAGACUUCUGGGGGACAAACAAUGAGAUCCUCAGUGGCCUGGAUCUGGAGAACGGGAAGGAAGGAGGAUCAUGGCUGGGGAUCAGCAAGAGGGGCAAGCUGGCCGCCCUCACCAACUACAUGGAAGGACCACAGAGUCCUGAUGCACAAGGACGAGGCUUCCUUGUGUCUAACUACCUUAUGGAAAAGGACCUGGACAGUUACUCCUACUUGAAAAAGGUAUCGGCAGAAGGCAACCUAUACAAUGGCUUCAACCUCAUCACAGCAGACUUCAAAGCCAAACAAGACACUGUGUGUUACUAUGGAAACAGAGGCGGCCCUGAACCCAUUCAUCUAAAAUCAGCAGGAGUGUAUGGCCUGAGUAACUCCCUGCUGGACACUCCGUGGAAGAAACUGCUGAACGGAAAGCGCCACUUCACCAGCGUUGUCAACAACCAGACCCUGUCCUCUGAAGGACUGGUGCAAGAGCUGCUCAACGUCCUCAAUAACGAGGAAUUGAACACACCUGACCCUGCUCAGGAGAGCCAGGGUGAGUGCUACGGCAGGUCGAUGAUCAAGGCUCUGUCAGCGGUAUGUGUUAGAACACGUGAUUACGGCACAAGGACCAAUACAGUAAUCCUGAUCGACACGGAUGGCAACGUGACGUUCACAGAGCGCACCAUGCUCAACUGUGACCUGAGCAAAUGGAGCACCAGUUCUUACCAGUUCCAACUGGAGGGGUGACGACAUGAUGGCGAGAACUCACUGCGUGCCUUUCUUCAUAACCACCAGUCCCACACAUCCAGCUGAUCUUCAGCAGAUAAACGCCCGUUGUAUGUGAAAUGAAGGUCCAUUUGCACUU
Solea solea (common sole) is the source of this 1174-nucleotide messenger RNA. RefSeq names its product transport and golgi organization 2 homolog (Drosophila) (gene tango2). Gene Ontology annotation, cellular component: Golgi apparatus. NCBI's taxonomy places the organism in Eukaryota, Metazoa, Chordata, Actinopteri, Pleuronectiformes, Soleidae. The record is from RefSeq and is a predicted model, not a curated record. The transcript has 9 exons. Gene Ontology annotation, biological process: protein secretion; Golgi organization. The coding region runs from base 226 to 1056 and encodes 276 amino acids.